This is a messenger RNA of Colletotrichum truncatum, 2271 nucleotides long. RefSeq lists its product as uncharacterized. The record is from RefSeq and is a predicted model, not a curated record. Gene Ontology annotation, cellular component: nucleus; site of double-strand break. Lineage: Eukaryota; Fungi; Ascomycota; Sordariomycetes; Glomerellales; Glomerellaceae. Gene Ontology annotation, biological process: double-strand break repair.
AUGCCAACCCCAAUGUCUCUCGCGAGCCACCCCAGCCCGGCCUCGAAUUUACCAACAGCUGCCCCGGUAUUCGAGUUCAUCUGUCUCUUCACCUACGACCUGAAGCGCAAGCAGAAGAGGUGGCAAGAUGGCCGUCUCAAGUUUCACACUUUCAACAAGCGGAUCAUGGUCUAUGAUGAGAAAGGCAAUUUCAUUGGCGAUAUGCACUGGCGCGAGGACUUUGACUUUGGCGAGGGCGAGGAAAUCCACCUGGAACGCGGCGCCGUCAUUGUCCAGGUUGCUGAGUGUGUUGGAAGCAAAGACCAGGAUCUCACUGAACUCCUUGACAAGAGAGCUAGAGAUGUCGAUCAACGACAUGUUCGCUCCUCCUCCUCCCUCACCUCACCUCUACCUCCUGUAGGUUUCUCGCUUACCCCCAUGCAGCAGCAAGCGUUGCCGCCUCAGGGCCAGUUCAAGCAGCGGUCCUUGGCCGACCUCGUCAACACGCCGCGCGGGCCGCAAGGCAGAGCUACCAUCCCCACUACAUCUCCCUUUGAAGAGCGCAUCGCUGCACAAGAAUCAAACUCUCAGAACGAAACCCAGAGGUCAUCAAAGAGAAGAAAGAGGGAGGUUUCGCCCCCUAGCAAAUCAGGCUAUGCCCAAAAUCUGUUCGGUGCCACAUUGACUUUAUCGUCAUGGUCUGCCGGCGCCACGGCCCGCAGCCAGCCACCCACACCAACUGUUGCCUCUUCAUCUGAGAUCAACCAUCCGAUUGUUCUCCCAAAGGAUGCUGGUUUUAUCCCUUCAAAUCCAUCUGCCGCAUGGGAUCCCGCCAGCAAUGUACAGAGUUCUCCAGGGGACGCCCUUGUCACCGCAGCAGCUCAUAGAUAUCAAGGUUCUGCCAAGAACCCAUCAAAACCACCGCGGCCCAAGGUCCUGCCUACUCUAGGGCCUUCCAAAGGUUCUAAAAGGGACACUCAGAAUGACAGGACAAUGCUGGAGGCAGCCCGACUCCCUCAAGACUUUCACAAAGCAUUAUUUCAAAGCCACCAUCAGCAUAACAACAGCGCUAAUACCAAUGAGAGCGUUGCUACAAGGAAAACCGUUCGAACUGGCCAGGAUUUAUUGAGCGGACCAUCGUCAUGUCCAACUAGAAAUCACGGGUCCCAUGAAAGCAGUUCGCGUCUGUCUACGAACACCCCCUCUUACAUCAAUAAAGAUGUUGCAGAUACCACUGGAUCUUCUAUAGAGCAUAACAAAAUUUACAACAUGCAAUCAAGAAUCAAAGGAUUGCCAAGAACUAAUGUUGAGCUUGAAUCAUCCGAAGCGCCGAAAGCAACUCUCCGCAUCAAAGCUAGGCCAAAACGCGGCCUACUAAUGGUGGCGAACAAACCAAUGCCCGGGAACUUGGCAAGUCCUGCAAAUACGGCCGAGCCUACCUUAUCAACAAGAAAUAGAGUUAUUGCCGUCGAUGGAUUUUCAACAGGAUUGCCCGAAGCUACCGGCAUCUCGCCCAAUGACUGUAACUCUUAUCAUGCGGCCAGCAAGAGAGACGCCACGACAAAUUCUGACCGCGAUAUGUCUACAGAUAUGGCCUUGGGCAAUCGUGAAGCCGAGGGUUGUGCAGAACCCCCCCUGGAACAGUACGGUCACUGUGUACGGUCGGGGCCAAUUCGUUCCGCGCGCAUACAAUCGAUCAGCAAUUCUUCGCCACUCUUUGAAGAGCCGCAAAAGGAGCAGAGGGGCUCUGAGCCAGAAACACAUCGAAAUAUUGAAGUCAAGACUCUACUCUCUGGUCCACGGCUGGCAUCUCUUGGACGGAGGAGUAUAAAAAGCAAGGAAAUAAUUGGAUCCUUUGACAAUGAAGGGAUUCAAGGAUGUCGAGAAACCAUGGUAUCACCACCGAACGAUCAGAGUGUACCUACCAUGCUUUCGAGCACCAUAUUGGAAAUCAGCACUCCAUUGCCCGACAAAGUCGACAUUGCACGGCAAGAAGCGUCAAGGCCAGCAGAAGCAGCUCGAUUAAUCAACCCAGCAACGAGAGGACGCAAGGCAGCCAAGAAGUCCGAUGCCGCAGGGACCUUUCUGCAAUCAGUUAUCCCCGCCGGUAUGGGUGUUGCACCAGUUGUUGGUGUCGACAGACAAGACACUAACCUCUUAAGAAAAUCUAAUAUAGGGGGGACGGGCACAUCUAGUAAACCCAUCUCUAAAUUACCAGGGUUUUCAACAGCGAAUGGAGGCCCGUGGAGUAAAGAGGCAUUUGACUUACUGGGAUGCACGCGGCCUGGGUAA